GAUACAAACUCUUUAUUGCAGCUCGAGACUUUUAGAUCAUGGUACUAAAUGACGAUCAGGUUAACACUAUCAACACAAUUAUGUCCACCCAUAUCCAGACAUGUUAGUCGGUGACACGUGACGUCUACAUUUCUCACCUCAUAGAAUGAAGUAAGUGGCCCAGAGGCGGUGAUCUCAAACUGGAAGGCUUUUCCACCUAGCUCUUAUCUGGUAGAUGAGCAAGGACUUCUGUAGGAAGGGCAUGGAAGAGGCUGUGACAUCAGGCCAGUGGAUGGUUGAACUUGAUGUCCCAUUUCGGCUUACUUCCUUCAAUCCCUCUGUCUCGCUUGUCGCCAUUGGUGGGCCGUCGGUAGGGAUUCUGGAUGCCAGAUGCAUGCUGAAUAGUUGCAUCCACACCACUUGUGAUUCUCCCCUGCUAAGCAAAUAUCUUGAGUAGAUUUGCACAACAGAAUUCGGGUCCUGCAGACCGGAUUGUAUGUUUAUGUUAUGUUAGUCUGCAGUUCUUGGAUAUUCUACGGCACCCAUUCUCCAUUCCCCGCGCUCCGCUUUUGGCAAGCCGCUCUCCAAAAGUGAGCCGAGGUCCAGACUCACAUGUUGUUGAUUAGUAUUUUCAGCCUUAUCAACAACUCCAGGGCUGCAACAUAAGCUCUACAUUUAUCAUAUAACAUUCAAACCUACCAGCCUCCAAUUCUAUUCAGCAUUAUCCAAUAUGGCGGCCCAACCUCUUUUCACAGUCCCCAUCCUCAGCACCGACAAGAAGACCUCCGGCACCGUCGUCUGCACAACUCCAUCACCUGCAGUUUACAUUCUUACAUUCACAUCCCCACCCGAUAACCGCCUUUUAACAUCCUUCUGCCAAUCUAUCAUCCUCGCCCUAGAUAUUCUCGAGUUCUCGUAUCCACAUGGAGUAGUGAUUACCACGUCUGGAAUUCAAAAGUUCUUCAGUAAUGGUCUAGAUUUGGAACAUGCCUCGAAUACGGAGGGGUUCUUCCCCAAUAGCAUGUAUGCUCUAUUUAAGAGAUUAUUAACAUAUCCCAUGCCAACAGUAGCCCUUGUCAACGGCCACGCCUUUGCAGGCGGUUUCAUGCUUGCCAUGUACCACGAUUACCGCAUCUUCAAUCCCACACGAGGCUUCCUCUGUCUCAAUGAGCUCGAUCUCGGUGUCCCCCUCAAACCAGCCAUGUCCUCGGUCUUCCGGCAGAAACUAAGGCCGGAAGUCUACAAGGUGAUGGUUCUAGAAGCGAAACGGUUCAGUGGGAAAGAUGCGCUGGAUGGCGGCAUUGUGGACGGGCUGGGAGGAAUGGAGGAGGCGUUGAAGUUCGUGGAGGAGAGGGCAUUGACGCAGAGGAGCAAGACAGGAGUUUAUGGAUUUUUGAAGGCGGAGAUGUGGAGGGAGACGGUGGGCUAUUUGGAGGGACAUGAAAGGGAGGAGAAGAGGGACAAGGAGGGAUUGAGGAAGGAUGAUGAGAGGAGGGAAGUGGGGAGAAAGAGAGUUGCUGAGUGGGAGAAGAAUGCUAAUAAAGCCAAACUGUAAGACCAUGAGUGGGAGGUAUUAAUGUCUCACAGAGAUGAUAUUCGUAUGCGUUGGCCCGUCUGCCCCAAAAUUCUAUUUUCAUAAACGGUAUCGUGCAGUCAUUAUCGAUACCUCCAUUCCGAUAUACACAGUAACUCCACCCAUACCAUUAAACCCAAACACCAUGCUAUUUUACACCAUAAUCAUACUCGCAACACGUCACACUCGUAGUAGACAACAUGUUAUGCAAAACUGUCCUCCCCAGGCCAUCUCUCUUCAACGGGCUUCUCAGGCUCCGGCUCGAAACCCGCAUUCUCUUCCUCAGAUCCCUGUUCUGUCCCUGCUUCCCCUGGGCGAGGUUCAAAAACCCCUGCUUGAACCAAAGCUUCCCAGACCUUGUCCUUGCUUUGUAGUAAGAACUUCGUGAUCUCCAGACCAUCCAGUGUCUUGACUCGGCGACAGUUAGUCAGAAUCAUCACCUCGUACACCCUCCUGAGCAUUCGCGUGUCCAUAUCUAAACACGCCACGUACUUGUCAUCCUGUCCCCUAUCCGCGGUUCCCAGAGUGAAGGGAUCCUGGGCUGAUGUUUCAUCUUCAUCCAUGUCCUGUCGUGAGAUCAUUCUAUUUUCCGUCACGGCAGGGUAGAAACCAAGUGUAAGGGGAUUGCCUCGUAGAUCAGCCAAUGCCAGUGUCGGGAACUGUGCCAGCACGCAGACAGCUGAUCUCAACCUGGCUAGUCGAUUGCCAGCUAGGUGAAGCUUCUUCAGACGGGCAAUGCCAACCAGGGGCUUGAUAUCCCUCAGUGCAUUGAAGUUGAGAUUCAAGACUCUGGUAUUGGGAAAUGUGUGUCCAAAAUCAUCUGGUAGGGAUUCGAUACCACAAUUUGCAAGCUCCAAGUACUGCAAAUUAAGGAAAUCAACUUGAGGUUCGAAAGUCCCCAGAAAGUUGCCGGAGAGGAAGAGUUUGCGCACUUCGCACGCAUCGGAGAGAAAUGAUUUGUCGAUGACAGUGCCAUUUUGCUGCUCCCUUAUCGACAGACUGUCGAGGUAUUUAGUCUUCAAAAGACCAGACACCAUCCCUAGGCGAUUCCGGUCUAGAUAAAGCAGGCGUAAGUUUGGAAGCAUGCUGACAUCAAUGUUCUCCAGAUUGUUGCCACUCAAUUUCAAGUACCUCAGACCUCCCACCACGUCAUUCAUGGAGAAAUCGGACAAGCGAUUAUCUUCUAGAUCUAGUGCUGAGAGCGAUCGCAACUCUUGGAGAUUUCGAACAUCAGUGAUGUUGUUGUUCCUCACAUCAAGGUCCGAAAGGCGUAGAAGCAUGGUGUUCUGGAAGUCGAUUGAAGUGAUAGCGUUCCCACGUAAACGAAGACUGAGGAGGCCAUCCAGCUGAUUCACACCAUCCAAGCUUUUGAUCUUGUUGUUAUCUGCUCGGAUGCCUCUCAAGUGGAUAAGAGACCUAAACGCCGACAUAGUUUCCAGCUCGUUAUUCGAAACAUCGAUGUACUGCAAGUUAUGCAAAUGGUUCCAAGCAGCAAGGUCGUUCAGGCAGUUGUGCGAUACACGGAGACUUCGGGUUGUUGUAGGCACGCCAUCCAGCUGUCGGAUGUGGUUGUGAGAGACAUCGAGUUGUACUAGCUCUUCACAAAAUUCGUUGAGCUUGUGGAGAUUUGUUAGCCUUUUGUCCCUGAGGCUGAGUUCUUUAAUAUUCUCCCAGAAUGGUUCGUAAGGCUCCACUUCUGUGAGUUUCUCCACCAGGUCCUUUAUCGACAGAGAAAGGGCUUUCUUGGAGGCACUUCCGACAGUAUACCGAUGUCCUUGGGCAACAUAGCUAACAUCAAGGCCCAGCGACACAUCCGCUUGGUGCACAGUAAAGUCCGAAAGUGGCGUCAAUGUAAGUGUUCCAACCUCAUGACUUGGACGAGGUGUAGCGAGGAUGAUAUCUGAUACGUGUCUGGAUGGGACAGGGGUCGAUACAAUGACACUGACACUUCGCCUUUGUUGGUGUGUCAAGUUCUCAC
Molecule: messenger RNA, 3530 nt
Organism: Cadophora gregata
Lineage: Eukaryota; Fungi; Ascomycota; Leotiomycetes; Helotiales; Ploettnerulaceae
Exons: 3
Coding region: 710-1534 (274 amino acids)
Biological process (GO): fatty acid beta-oxidation
Cellular component (GO): peroxisome
Molecular function (GO): delta(3)-delta(2)-enoyl-CoA isomerase activity; enoyl-CoA hydratase activity
Source: RefSeq, a predicted model, not a curated record